CCUCGCUGCCAUUUAGUCCUUGAGCAGAUGAUAAAGAGGGGACAGAAAAAAACCCUUCACGCCCCUGUCUUAGCGUGGUCAGAACUGUACCGAGCACUACAAAUCACUGCAGCCUGAAAGCGUGAGCUUUUUUUUUUUUUCCUUCCCUUUAAAAAGUUUUCAGGAAGUCUGGGGGAGGGGCAAUGCUGUUUCUUUUUUGUUAUAAUGGGCCCCUUUGUGGAGAUGGAAGAGGAGAAGAGAUCUGUGUGCCUGUGGUGCGCACGCUUCCCAGUGAUUCCCAGGGUAACUUCCCAGGGCUCCUAAAAAGCGCUGGGCCCCUGCGGUGCGUGGAAAAGGGGAGGGGGGCUGCUCCAGGAUGGAGCUGAUUGUGCUGCUCAAUGCUCUGGUUACUCGCCUGCUCUUUGUGUUGCACUCUCUCAUCGGGGUCUGGAGAGUGACUGCAGUGAAGAAAGAACCCAAGUACUGGCUGCUGGCACUGCUCAAUCUUCUCCUGUGCCUGGAGACAGGGCUCACCCUCAAGUUUAAGCAAGGCAGAGGCUACAAAUGGUUUUCACCAGCAAUAUUUUUAUAUCUGAUUUGCACAGUACCAUCACUAUGGCUACUAGAAAUUCAUCAUGGGACUCAGUACUGUGGUAAUGAGCCUGGAGCAGUUCAAAUGAAUGUCAGCAACCAAGACUUCAAUCAAUCCAGAGACACCAGUCAUGGAAGUGAAGGAACAGGUCACCACAUCAUUCAGACGGCUAAAGUCUUUGUGAAUCACCUUUCCACAAUCUGUGAGACUGUAUGGACACUGGCCCUCCACCAGACUUUUCUACUGCUACUAGUAGUUGGGAGAUGGCUUCUCCCCAUUGGAGUUGAAAUCACCCGGGAUCAAUUGUCUCAGCUGCUUCUCAUGUUUGUGGGAACAGCAGCAGAUAUACUUGAAUUUGCUAGUGAAACCUUGGACAUCGAAGAUGUUCGGAAGAAUUAUGCUCUCAUAAAUGCAAUUCUUGCUGUUUGGACCUGGAGUAUGUUACAGUUUCCACUUGAUCUUGCAGUACAGCAUAUUGGCUGCAAGCCAACUGCAUCGACUAGGCGGAUCCCCAGCUUGCUGCUGUGCAGGUACAGUGCAGAACUGUGGAACAUUGGGGUCAGCCUUUUCAUACAGGAUGGUCCCUUCUUCAUUGUGCGUUCAAUCCUGAUGGGCCACUUCAGAAUAUUCAAUCAGAUGCUGGUGUUUUUUACAGCUAAGAAUAUCUUAGUUGUGACUCUACAAUUGUAUCGUUUGGCAGUGAUAACAUUAGACUUCCGUGCUACCAUCUUGCAGAAGAGCAGGAAAGAAGUUAGCUGUUGCCCUUGCGAGCCUUACGAAGCUAGUACUCUUGCCACCGCUGACCAAGAUACAGAAAUGAAAGAGUUUGUUGCUUUUCCUCCAAAAGAGCGAUCCCAAGCUCCAUCAGAAGAUCAGUGAGCACAGUUACUGACUUGAAAGAGGCUGCAUUUCCCACAGCUUCUUCAGAAGGGCUUAGCCUAUUUCUACGAUCAAACAUACCUUGAGUGCCUAAGUCAUCUCUUCCACCAAGAGAUCAAUAAUUUCUUCUAAAUUUGAGGGAAAUUUCAGAAGCAAAUUCAUAGAAAUGGGACAUUUUUUUAAUCCAUUUUUAUGGUGGGUUUUUACUAGUUCCCUAUUAUAUUAUCCACAGGGAUUUUUUAGCCAUAGUUUGUAGUAACAAGAAAGGUUUGGCACACUUAAAGUUGGUUGUUAUGUUUGGUGGCACUGUGCUAACAUAUGUACUUGCAUGUAUUCAAAUAGAAGGACAAGCCUAUCCAUUAUAGGAAGUAGUGAAGCAUUUAGCUCUACUUGAACGGUCCAGCUAUAAAGUAGAGCACGAUGAACAAUAUGUUCACCAUGUAUGGGAACAACUUCAGCAGCAACAACUGUGCAGACAUGCAAGUGAAGGGUGGUGACAGAUUUCUACUGUUACUGUGACAUCUAAACAUUUUUCUUAAGUUUCUUGAAUGAACAAUCUUCUUCAAAAUGUUACCUCAUCCUUGGCUGGAUUCAGUUAAAAAACUAUGCAACACCAUGAAACUGCAUACACAAGACUGUCUUUUAGGAACUGCAUGGUCUGAAUAACCUAAACCUUAAAAAAAGGCAGCCUCACAGAUCAUUAGAAGACAGCUGCAUUUGUUACAGGCAUUUGCCACAGAGGUGCUUGCCUUUCUAUUUCUACCAGUUAGAAGACAAAAAAAAAAAAGCAAAACAAAACCA
Molecule: messenger RNA, 2251 nt
Organism: Harpia harpyja (harpy eagle)
Lineage: Eukaryota; Metazoa; Chordata; Aves; Accipitriformes; Accipitridae
Gene: TMEM26
Product: transmembrane protein 26
Exons: 6
Coding region: 356-1450 (364 amino acids)
Source: RefSeq, a predicted model, not a curated record